Molecule: messenger RNA, 2299 nt
Organism: Drosophila willistoni
Lineage: Eukaryota; Metazoa; Arthropoda; Insecta; Diptera; Drosophilidae
Gene: nst
Product: phosphoacetylglucosamine mutase
Exons: 3
Coding region: 8-1825 (605 amino acids)
Biological process (GO): UDP-N-acetylglucosamine biosynthetic process; carbohydrate metabolic process
Molecular function (GO): phosphoacetylglucosamine mutase activity; magnesium ion binding
Source: RefSeq, a predicted model, not a curated record
UCCGUAAAUGAAAAUUACAUUCAAGACGGCAGCAAGUGAAACUCGAAAGUUGUUUCCCGACCGGUUAUAUAUAUUUCGAUCUUUUGGUAGUUUAUUGUUGUUGUUGUUGUUUUUUUUGGUGCCACCAAGACUUGCCUUCGUUUUACCAAAGUGUGAGAGCAAAAACUGUGAAAAUAUGUCGAUCAAUUUGCGAACGGUUUACGCAUUUGCCAGGGAAAUGUAUCCGAAACUAUCCACGGAACAUAUUCAAUAUGGAACAGCUGGGUUUCGCGGCAAGGCUGAAUUUCUGGACAGCGUGAUGUUCCGCAUGGGUGUCCUGGCCACAUUACGUUCUCGUUUCCGUUCGGGUGCUGCCAUCGGCGUUAUGAUCACUGCCUCUCACAAUCCUGAACCCGAUAAUGGCGUCAAACUCGUUGACCCCAAGGGCGAAAUGCUUGAGGCCAGCUGGGAAUCAAUUGCCACAGAUUUGGUUAAUGUUAGCGAUCAGGAAUUGGAGCAGCAAGUAGCUAAGAUAAUCAAGGACAAUAAUAUAGAUAUAACAUCGAGCUCAAUAGUCUAUGUUGGCAUGGAUAAUCGUUACCACAGUCCGCGCCUGCUCAAAGCAGUCGCCGAUGGUGUGAUAGCCCUUAAGGGCAAUGUGAGAGAAUAUGGCAUAGUGACAACGCCCAUGCUCCAUUAUUUUGUGGUGUCAGCCAACACAAAGGAGGCCUAUGGCAAGCCCACGGAAGAGGGCUACUAUGACAAACUGAUAACUGCCUUCAAGACGCUGCGCAAUGAUCAACUAGAGAAUGGCAACUACAAGAAUAAUCUAAUCUUUGAUGGUGCUAAUGGUGUGGGUGCUAGGAAAAUGUUGCAAUUCAUUAAGCGGAUGCAGAAUUCGUUGCAAGUGACGGUUAUCAAUCAGGGCAUUGGCCAGGGUAAAAUAAAUGAGGAUUGCGGUGCCGACUAUGUGAAAGUUCAGCAACGACCACCAAAAUCCAUGCCCGAAGUCGAACCCUAUACCCGCUGCUGCAGUGUCGAUGGCGAUGCCGAUCGUGUGGUCUAUUUCUUCAGCAACGACAAGGGGGAAUUUCAAUUGCUUGACGGAGAUCGCAUCGCCACCCUGGUAGCCGGCUAUCUGAUGGAUCUGGUAAAGAAGUGUCAACUCGAUUUACGUCUGGGUCUGGUGCAAACAGCCUAUGCCAAUGGGGCAUCAACUGAUUACAUUGUCAACGAACUAAAGGUGCCCGUGUCCUGUGUGCCCACCGGUGUCAAGCAUUUGCACCACAAGGCUCUGGAAUAUGACAUCGGUGUGUAUUUCGAGGCUAAUGGCCAUGGCACUGUGGUAUUCAGCGAUCAUGCCAAGAGCACUGUGGCUGAGGCAGCCAAAGCCGGAGAUAAACCGGACGCCAAGAUCUUCUUGAAAAUCAUAGAUCUCAUUAACGAAACUGUCGGCGAUGCCAUCUCGGACAUGUUGCUGGUUGAGACCAUACUUAAUCAUAAGGGCUGGGAUGUUAAAGACUGGAUAUCUACCUACACGGAUCUGCCCAAUCAACAGCUGAAGAUUAAAGUCCAAGAUCGCAAUGUCAUCGCAACUACUGAUGCGGAGCGAGUUUGUGUGAAACCCGAAGGUCUGCAGAUUGAGAUUAAUAAGGCGGUGUCCAACUAUAAACGUGGACGUGCAUUUGUUCGGCCUUCGGGAACGGAAGAUGUUGUACGUGUCUAUGCUGAGGCCAAUACCAAAGAGGACACCGUCAGUUUAGCCCAUGAGAUUGGAAUAUUAGUACAACGUUUGGCUGGUGGCGUUGGACCCGAGCUAGUUCAUCCUAAUAAUGCCCACCUUUAAUCACUCUCUCACAUCGCUGCUGCAUAUAUUAAAUUGGCUCAGAUCACAAAGUUGCAUUUAAAAAAGUCGCCUAAGUCGAAUUUCAAAAAAAGCUUUUUUGGCUCUCAACUCUUUAUAUACAUACAUAUAUGCAUAUGUGUAUAUGUUUUUUGACACUGGCACACACUACCUUAUAAAUGUUAUCUAUCAACACUAAAAUAAGAGGCAAUCUAUCAACUUUCUAGCGAUUUUAUCUAUAUAUUUUUUAUAUAUCUACCUAAUCUAACCAAACUAUUUAUCAAAUACGUUUUUUUUAUAUAUUUAGAAAUUUCAAAUCUAUUUUCAAACUUCCUUUUCUAGUCGUCAAAUUUUGCCUUGUAUCUUUUUUAUAUACAUAUAUUUAUACAUAUAUGUUGUUUUUGUUUUUAUCUACUUUGUGUUCAUUUAAGAAUUAAAACAGAACGAAUGAAAAUGUUACGACGUUUGGAUGCCGAA